This is a messenger RNA of Scophthalmus maximus (turbot), 10024 nucleotides long. RefSeq names its product SET binding protein 1 (gene setbp1). The record is from RefSeq and is a predicted model, not a curated record. Bases 1078 to 5658 code for a protein of 1526 amino acids. The transcript has 7 exons. NCBI's taxonomy places the organism in Eukaryota, Metazoa, Chordata, Actinopteri, Pleuronectiformes, Scophthalmidae. Gene Ontology annotation, molecular function: DNA binding.
CCGGGAGGUGACGGGAGGAGACGCGCGGGGCGCGUGUGCUGCCGCUGCCAGGUGGAGGCGAUGUCGCUCCUCCUCUCCGCUCCGCUCCGCUCGGCCACAGAGCUCAGUCUGCUGGGUGAGAUCAUUACCAGACACCGGGCUCCGGGACCUGACAUUCACCGAUCGGAAAAGAGAGAGAGAGACAGAACGCGCGCACACAGACACACACAGAGAAAAACCCGCGACCGAGCGACAGAACGCCACCGGCACCAGCGGCUCCUGCGUCCUGCGUCCUGCGUGCUGACGGCUGGAAGCGCGCUCUGGUCGCUGACAUUUCCCCGCUGGAUUUGGGCUUGUAGUCGGAUGCGGGCUUGUUUUGACUGCAGUCAUAGUGCUACUCACCCCUCCUCCUCCUCCUCCUCCCCUACCAACCGAGUAGCGGAUUUGCGAGGGAUCUCAGCACUGUGCAGCUCCGCCGAGUGACCAGCGACCAUGCGAAGUGUCGGAGACGCACUCUGCGCCGCCGCGGCUCUUCACCACACGGGUCGACCCGCAGGAGCCUCUCCGAAGAUCUAAUAUCUGCGACGAAUUGGACAUAAGCGCCAAGUUGCCGAUUGGAUUUUCUCUCCCCGCGCGGCGACCUCGCUCCUGUCAUCAGAUCGGCUGCAAAUCCUAUUUUCGCUUUUUUCUCUCUCUCUCUCCCUCUCUCUCUCUCUCUCCUUCCAAAGCACCGUUGACGCCAUUUUCCUCGGGGUUUUCUGUCAAAAAAAGAAGAAAUAAAUAUACAUAUAUAGAUAGUGUUUUGGCACCGUUUGACAGCUCCCCGGGAGGCUGUCAUCCCAUCCGUCGCUUGCGUAAAGACGUGUCCAAAUGGAUUGUAAAUGAUCUUGAUAAAAUAUUUACGCGUCAGAGCCGAGUGUGUGACAACAUUAGACAUGGACUGUCCCUGGCUUCGCUGUGUUCCUGUGGGACAACGGACCCAACCCCAGUAGCUGAUUGAUAACAACCAACCAGUCGGACAGACUACUGUUCUCUCUCUACCAUUUGGCUGGCCGCCACAGCUUCCCCCCAUCCUGACUGGCUCUGGCUGGAGCGUGGAUGGAGCCAAGGGAUCUGGUUGGCUCGGCCCGACCCAAAGAGGUGGAGUUACAGGGAGGCAGGGUGGGGCCAAAUGAAGAAGCCCGGGAAGGAGCGCGGGGCAUCGGUUUGGCGUGCAGCGAUGAUGUGAUUAGCGGUGCCAUCAGUGAGGGGGAGGGGCUUGAGGAACAGGGGGAGGGGCUUCUCGAGGAGCAGGAGUUCUCCAUCAAGGAAGCGAGUUUCCAGGAAGGAAGUCUAAAGCUGAAGAUCCAGACCACCAAGCGCACCAAGAAGCCCCCCAAGAACCUUGAGAACUACAUUUGCCCACCGGAGAUCAGGAUGACCAUCAGGCCUCCAGUUGGAGAGGGCAAAGCGGGGCGGCAGGGACGAACAGGAGGUGGGGCAGGAGCGGGGCGGGGCCAGAAGGACGAGGAACGCGGACCCCCCAGAAAAAGGACAUACGAGCGCCAGUUCAGAAUGCCUGAGCAGAGAGAGGGAGGCCUGCUGCAACUACUAGGGGAUCACACUCCGCCCAAACACCAGCAUCGCAGCUCCCUCCUUCCAGCACACACACUCAUGCACACACAGCAAUCACAGCACGCCCUCACGCAACAAUUCCAGCACACUCAUGCACACCAACACCAAAUCAAUCCGGACUGGAUCACGUCUACAGCACCUUCUGUGUCCCCGGCGAAUCCUGCAGAUUCUGAGCCAUCCAGAGAGCUUUCAGGAGCCAGUAGGAGCACUUUGCUCGACCCCGCCCAACCUUUCCUGCGAGCAGCGUCACAAAGCCCCUCACCUCAGAGAUCCCUGACUCCGGACCUGCAGUUGCCCGUGGUUACAGAUGCCAGUAUUCUCAACCUGACCUCUCUCAGCAGGGGGAGGGGUUUGCAAGAGGUCAGCGAACAGCUCUUUGGAAACAUAAAGAGGAAGUACGGCAGGAAAGACUCCCAGAGGAUGCUCUGUAACCCCCACAGCGCUGAUUCACCGUGGGGAAGACAGACAGAGAAAGGAUCGGAGUGCCCAAACAAUUCAGACGAGAGGCAGAGGUACAGGAAAGAGGAGACAGUUGAGCGGUUCCAUGAAGACAGAGAGGAAAGGAGAAAAGAGGACAGAGAGAGAGCAAUUGCUGGGAGGAAAGGAGAUGAAGAAGACAGAGGGAUGCACAUGCUGACCGAAGAAGUGAAGGGAAGAAAGAGACGGAGGAGGCCUUCUUUUGACCAGUCAUUUUCUGUAGAGGAGCAAUCACAGCAACGGCAAGACUCUGACAAUACAGAAAAGCACCAGCCUGGCCCGCCCGAACCUAAAGUAGCACAUAAAAUGGAGUCUCACAAAAAUGAUUGUCGUCUCACAAGUCAGGCUGAUGUCUGUGCAGAGAGGAUAGAAAAAGCUGAGAGAGCAGAUAAAGGCGAUAAAAGAGAAAAAGGAGAGAGGGCAGACAGGGCAGAAAGAGGAGACGCAGUUACAAGCAGACCUGACCCAGAGUCAACUUUCAGUGUAAACAGAAUGAAAAAGAACCCCGUGGGUCGUCCUAGAAUCAGCACAGACACCCUUAAACACAGAGAAUCUACUCACAAUCUUAUCCACAAACCCAGUCUUAACAUAAACCCCAGACUCCCUAGCCCAAAUCCCAGUCCCAGUCCCAGGGGAAGCAUCAGCCCUAGCCCAAGCCCUAAAUCCAGAGCUAACAUUAGCCCCAGUCUCAGCCCUAGACCCAGGUUGGCCCUUAGUCCUAGCCCCAGUCGCAGCACAGGCUCCACGGCCAGUUCCAGACCAACCAAGGCCAAGGACAGGUGGUCCUACCUGAAAGCUAAAAGCCAUGCCAGCCUCACGUCACCCCAGAGAGACAACCGGGGUAGCCUGUUGACCCUAACCGACCCUCCUUCAGCCUUUCCCAUCACCCCCUCCAGCCCCCUUUACGCCAACACUGACAGCCUGACCGUCCACGCACCCAUAAAGAGGAAACGAGGACGCCCCAAGAAACAGCCACUCUUAACAGUGGAGACCAUCCACGAGGGCACCUCUACGUCUCCUCCAAGCCCUCUGGCACAGGAAACAUCAGCAGGGCUAAAUAGUAGGAAGAAGACACACACACUGAACACAUUAGUGCAAAUGGCAUCCACGACCACCAGUGCCAAUUCUAACAAUCUGAAACUAAAGCGUGGUAGGGGCCACUCCAGGCCGGUGAAUAAGAUGAAGCUUGGGAAAAUGCAGAGCAUCCUGAAUGAGAUCCUUUCUGUUUCCAGUCAGAAUGGCAGUCUGCCUCUGAAGUCAUCUUCCGCCCCUGUCACCUCAGCAAUGAGUGCCAUGGCAUCCACCAUUGAGGCUCGGCUCGGAAAACAGAUAAAUGUUAGCAAGAGAGGAACAAUCUACAUUGGUAAGAAGAGAGGGCGGAAACCUAGAGCAGAAACCCAAGGCUCCAACCUCAACAAAACCACUAGGGACAAGCACCCCCUGUCUGUCUCCACAGCCAGUCUCUAUGAGAGCCCUGUAGUGCCUUCGACCACCUUGUCUCCCAGCCCCAGUGCUCUAUCCAUAAGAGCCAGCCACUCUGAUACCACUAUGCCCAGUUUGCAGCCCAUCUCAGCCCUGCCCUCAAAGCCGGCAAUCAGGGGCUUCCUUUCUGGAGGGUGGAAGCUGUCGCCUCCACGCCUUCUGGCAAAUUCACCCUCCCACCUGUCAGAGGUGGCAUCAGUGAAGGAGGUGACCCUGUCCCCCAUCAGUGAGUCCCAUAGCGAGGAAACUAUUCCCAGUGACAGUGGGAUAGGGACCGAUAACAACAGCACCUCAGAUCAAACUGAGAAGGGUCCUAACUCUCGACGCAGGUACUCAUUUGAUCUGUGUGGGUUUGAGGCUGUGGAGGCAGCAGCUCUGGAGGCAUCCAACAGGGGCAGCAGAACACGCUGUGAACGACAGGUAACUGCUGUUGACAGCUUCCUGUCACAGCAGGAAAAAAAGCAAAAACAUCAUCGGCGGAAGAGGAAGUGCGUACAGAGCCGGGAUCAUCUUCACUUUCUCUCUGAACUUGAGGAGGUUGUGGUAAAGCUCCAGCAGCUACGAGUGUCUCACAGACGAUACGCCUGCUUCCCCCAGCACCCCUACCCCUCCAUCUUUCGCCUCAACUUCCAUCAUUACUACCCAGUUACCUAUGAUUCCUACUCCUGUGACUCCAGCUCGUACCUCCGCAGGAGUGCUGAACUGAAGGCUAAGAGGAGACGCGGCCGUCCAGCCAAAGCCAGCGAGCCAAUCACAUCGAAACUGCCUUUUGUUCAAGGAUAUAGUUAUCCGCUGGCAGGGGCAAAUUUCUAUGCAGCACCGUAUGCGAUGCCUUACGCACCUCCUCUAAGUCUUGGCUACUUUCCCCCUGCUCCCCAAUUUUACCUGCCCCACCACUCGCUAGGACCUGCACCUCCUUCUCCCUUCAUGAGGCCUGCUGUCCCCCCUCCCAAGGCUUUUCACUCCAGUGGACACUCCAAGCUCCAGGCAGGGGCCAAGCUUCGCAGCACUAGUGGCCCACUCCAGGGGCCCUCCGUAAGAGGAGAGGGCCUUGGCUCCCUGGGCAGUGGCAGUGCAGGUGGUCUUGCAGGGGUUCGCCUCCAUAAGAGGAAGCACAAGCACAAGCAUAAGCACAAAGAUGAACCCCUCCUUUCACCGCGAGACCGGCAGGAGCUGGGUGGGCUCUUCAGUGGAGCGAAGACCACUGCACGUCUCAGCAUGUUGAGUGACAGGAGGGACUUGUCCAGUCAGGGCUCUUCCAAGCUUCUGGAGAAGCAGAGGGGCAUUGGUAGAGGCUCAAGCCUGGGAUCCAGCUUAGGGAUGUUUGAGUCAGACCAGCUGUCCACACACUCUCUUGCUGACAGCCAAUUACACUCCCGUCAGACUGGACAGCCUAUAAACAGCUUCAUGAGCAGCUACAGUAGCCAAUCGCAACGAUCAGAGUUAGCCUCUGAUCUCUUUCUGGGGUCACGGGAGGACGAGUGUGGGAGGAGCAGAAAGACGAGGCUCGCUGUGUUUGGAGAUCAGGGCUUAAUGUCAUUCCAAACUGCCAGGCAGGAGCCAGGACAGAUGAACAAGUGCUCCAGUCCCUCCCUCACUGGUGUUCCCAACAAACGGAGGUAUAAACGUCGCGAGGUGGAACAGAUCCAGAAGGAUGUCAGGAGAAUGCAUUCUUUGAACUUUGAGCAUGUGCAGAAGAUCCUCCGUGCCAAGCGCUUGCAGCGACAAGCUAAAACAGGAAAUAAUGUCGUCAAAAGACGGCCUGGGCGGCCCCGAAAACAACCCCUGGUGGAAUCUGAGCCGACCAGAAGGAGGGAGGAAGAUCGUGCUGAUGGUCGGAUUUUGGACAUGAUGGUCAGUAGGAGAGGUGAUGGAAGGACUCUGGGGAUGCCUGUCCUGGAGAGGUGUGAUGACUUGCCAGGUAGGCAGGGCCUCAGGCCAAACCUGACUCCCGAGCCUCUCGAGUUCUCCAACCACGAUUCCAUCUCUGCAACGAUCGAGACAGUGGUGCAUCAAGCGCGGUCAGUGGCUCCGCUGGCCAGAGGGGCGAAACGCAGAGGCAGGGGCCACAGCAGGGAUGAACUAUGGGCUCCGUCCAGUCAGUAGACCUGCAGGAAAGAGCAACUCCGUAACUGACCGGAGAGCAGUUAGCGGAGUCAGCCUAUCAGAUGCAGUGCCCUUAAUUGUGGAACUCCUCUGUGCACUUUGACUCGUUUCUCCUCUCGGGUUCGGUGAGAGAACUAGAGUGGGUCAGUGGAGAAGCAGGAGGAGGGAACACUUCCAGUGCCAUCCGUCUGUUCGCUAAACCCACCGGAAGAUGAGCCUUUCAAGGAUUCAUUGGACCUUCAUUUACAAUGGCACUAUAUGGUACUAUGGUACACUAUUUGAUACUGAAUCUGAUGCUAUACAAGUGUGUGGUACUUACAAUAGUGUAGGAUAUUAUGUGAUUCUCUAUGUAUCUGAUACAGUGACGUGUAUGGUACUUUAUGAUACUGUAUCCGAAUUGUGGCUUGAGCCAUAUAUUUACCAGCAAGGGGAGGGGAAUGGUUGAUAUAAAACUGUGCAGCUCUGCUUAUUUUUGCCUUUCUGAGGAAGCUUGUCAAAGACGUGGAAUAAUACAGCAGUAAUUUAGCCACCUUACCCUAUAACAUAUCCCUGUUUUUGCUCCCACUCGAACCUAGACCCUCUUUGUUUUCGUGCUCUCUCUGAGAAGUAACUAAUACUUCCUGGCAGCUCCUCACCCCUGGUCCCCGCCCCUGCUUGACUCUCAUCACAAUUCUUUCGCCCUGCCUGGUCCCUGCUGCUCAACUCCAUCUCCCUUUGUCCUCUCAUUUACUCCCAAUCAUGUUUAGCAUCUCCCGUUGCUUGUGCUCCCUCAGCAUAGCCCCUGUCUCAUUUACUUCUCCCUACCUGCUCAGGCUUGUCCUGGGCAGUGACAUAAAGGCAAUAUGGCGGAUGAGACUGUCCCAGACUGUACAUAGAAACAAAGUCCACUGUUGCCUGCCUUGUACAAUGGGAAACCAGCUCAUAGAGAUGUACUGGCAUACAGUUUAUCAAAUAGAAUUGUUGUACCAUAGACAAUGGAAGUUGUGUAUUGUUUUAUAACCAAAAACAGACGUGGGUGCGACUCAAGACAAGUUUGUUUUCAGACAGAACGAACCACAUAUAUUCAUUCAUACACUCAUUAUCUUUGUUUAUAUCCAGGGGGCAUUGCGUACAGGAGGAAUAUCAGGUGUGUUUUUGGUAAACCUUAAAAUUGGUUUAAUGCACUAUGAAAAACCAUACACUUGCAUCAAUCAAAUGCAGCACUUACAUGCUUGUUCCAGCCUUAUGUUUUGGCCUUUGAUGGUGUGGAUAUCCAUUCCAGAGAGCAUGCAUUAUUUUAAUCAAUUUGUAUAUGCAGGCUUCGCAGCCAAAAGCGUCAAACCCAACCCGGUCUGAAACGUGAUUGGACCGUUCAGCAGAAGUGAGCUCUCAGUCAGUGUUUUGAAAAGCGAAUCCCAGUCUUUCUACUUAACAUUAUUUUCAAUCCAUAUCUUUGGAAAUAUUUUUGGAAAGUAAAUCUAGUAUUUAGGGUUAGAAACCAAAGUCUCAGUAUUCAGUGUAAGGAGGUAUUAUUUAAAAAAAAAAAAUCUAAAUCCGAGUUUGACAAACUCUCCACCAUGUUGGCACCAAUGUAAAGCAUUUCUAUGUGCACUCUAGAAUGUAGCCAUCUUGGAUUUUUGUGUCAAUAUGUUAAGCAUUUGUUAAACUCUAUCUACAGUAUCUGUGGCUUUGGGUAGUGGUUGGUAUUUUCUCAAAUAAGUAUUUCAGAAUAUAAGCAAUUUCUUCGGCAACUCUGUUAAAGUUUUGUUUCAGGAGAUUUUGUUCCUCCAGUGGGGUGGGGUGGGAUUCUCUCUCAGUUUCAGCAGUUCAACUUGUGCCUUAUGUUUCUUUCUCUCACCACUUAACAUUUGACCCUGAGGAAUAUCAAGUGGCAAAGACUGCCCCAGAAAUUUAACCAUUUAUACUCAUGAUUGUGCUUAUGACGCAUGUGUCUUAUUCAUCACAACCCUGACACCGCCUGUGUCCCUUCACAGCUUCCAUAGUCAGCAUCCUCUGUCACCGGACACCAAGUCGCUCUCCCUGCCCCCUUGUAGUUUCCCGAGCGAUAUCAUCAUAACAGAACUAGAAGGGCUGGACUUGUGAAGAUAAUGUGAUGUUACUGUUCUGAAUGCACAUCAUGUACUGGCCUACAUACUGCUUCACAGCAGUGGUGGAAGCAGAGAGGUCCACUAUCACUCCUGUGAUACUCUCACGUGGUAUUGAUUGUACACCUUGUCCCGGAUAUAUAAUUGAAGAUCACAUACUCUGCCCAGCAUAUAACCAGUUAUAUACAACAUAUAACUGGUUAUAUACUUGGCAGAGGAGGAACAGAGGAGGUUGCCAUGGGAACCACAUGCUCACAUUCAUUGUUGUUUGCUAUGCAUCAGGCCAUGCCUGGCAAUGACCUUAAGAGGAAUUUCUGUUCUGAGUCCACCCUUCGACAAAGAGAAAUAAGUGGUCUUAUUUACUGAAUAAAAUUAAUUCAUGUAACAAGAAUUGUGAAUAAUACCAGUAAUAAUUUGUAAGUUUGUGCAGAAAGUGACUAUCAUUUCAUGAGAACUAUAGUUACUGCAACUCUAUGCAGUACAGCCUUAACCAGAUGUAAAACUACAGUAUUGAAGUGUUUGUUGUAAAUAGUGUUAGUAUGUCCAUCCUGCAUGGAUACCGGUUGGGCUCGGCUAUGCUGGGUCUGUCUCCUAAAACCACAGUAGACCUUCUUUCUCUAUUAAGACUGCUCGAGACCCAAGAAAACAUCCUGGAAUGAUUUUCCUAUUCAACAAAUUCUGCUGUACAGUGAAAUUCUUUCUUCCAGUCCGUUAAAUUACACAGAAUGCUGGAAUAAUUUUCCCCAUCACACCGUUAAACAAUUUUUGCAGGAUACAAACCCAGCCGUAGUGCAGUCGACCAAAAAUAGGAAUCCCCGCUGACUUGCAGCUAUUUUGCCUGCGGCCAGUUGGGGUAUUGCAGUAACAUGAAGAGCAAGCAAGAGGGUUGUGUGCGGGGGGAGAGUUCUCAGAGGAAACAGCCAAAAAUACACUCGUCCUAACGUUAGUGUGCUUAACCUUGCUUUGCCAGAUGACUUUCAGUGGGUCUGCAGUCUGUUGUGGUAAAGAUGAGGUCUAGCAUUGUGGUCCGUGAGGUGUAGAGACUAAACGCUUGGCAGCUUACUCCUCCAAACUGUGGUCAGUCAGUGGUCUCUGAUGUAAGAGUUAAAGACUCCAGGUGUUGUCUGUCCUGUCUGUCUCUCCUACCAGCCAAUGCUCCGGUGCCUUCUAACACUGACAAGUAUUGUCCCAAUCCAGAGCUUUCACUCUACACAGAGGCUGCAUAGGGAAUGUGGCUGUGAAUAGGGUUCAAGGUCCCUGUUGUUGUAUUGUAUUAAGCAGCCAAUCUGGACCAAUGGCCACAGGAGGCCCCCGAAACACUGAUGUAAGGAUCUUUUACCUUGUCUUCGGUGCUCGCAUCAAGGGCAGUGUACAGUGCUUGCCCUUAAACCAGACCGGUUCCCUACAGCAGCUAGGAUGAGAUAUAACGGCACCUAAAUUUUGAUCACCCCCGCCCCCCCAUUCCCUAUGUAGCAUGCUGUGAUGAGUGUCCUACAAAUGGGGUGAGGGGUCAAGUGAGACAGAGCCUCAUCAAUGUACAGGUAGUCAUCCUCACAGCAUAUGUUACAGUUCUAAGCUAUAAUGUUGUUCAAAGCUGAAAGUGCAGAUGAAGCAUUGAGAAAACCAAUAAAUGUACUUCUUUAGAGCACAAACUGAGCUCUUCUAACAGUGUGGGCAUAUUUUAGUUUGUAUACAUAGUGUAUUUGAACCUUUUUCUAGAGUGGGUUUCCUUUAUUUGCAUGCUCAACUUGAUUGUAUGCAUAAAUAUUUUAGACAAGCCGAAAGUUGAAUUUCAAUUGAAUUUGGAGCAAGACUUGUACAUUGUUUGAUAUGUUUCUUUUUGUAAUGAAUUUUUUAAUUCAUGAAGCAUUUUUGUACAUUGUAUGAAUAUUAAAAACUGCAAAUAUUUGACAUAUAGAGUAAAUAUUAGAUGCGCAUGCAUAUGCAUAUAUCCUUCACAGUAUGUAUGUGUAAAUGUACACAUAUAUUUUGUAUUUGCAUUUGCUGGCAUACAGAUAUAUGUCUUAAGCACAUAUAUACAUGCAAUAUAUAUGUAUAUCCAUGUCCGCUGGCAUGCUUUUGGUCAUGUUUAUCUUCCAUGAUCUUGUAGGUUCUUUUUAUUUUUUUUUAUUUUUUUUUAUUUCUCUUUCCUCAGAAAGAAAGCUCAUUCUUUUGCUACCCUUCUGUUGGCUGGCAGCGUUGAGCACUUAUUAAGAAGAACUACAGUUGAAGCUGUUCAUGUUAUCCAUUGUGUGAAAUAAUAAAUGACUUUAUUGACAGCU